Molecule: messenger RNA, 2187 nt
Organism: Cavenderia fasciculata
Lineage: Eukaryota; Evosea; Eumycetozoa; Acytosteliales; Cavenderiaceae
Exons: 2
Coding region: 1-2187 (728 amino acids)
Biological process (GO): RNA processing
Molecular function (GO): RNA methyltransferase activity
Source: RefSeq, a predicted model, not a curated record
AUGGAUAUCAUUAAAGAAGAUAAGAAUCUAAAACGUACAAUUGAUGAGUCAAUUGCUACAGAUAAGGAUGUUGCCGAAGGACAAGCAACAACUACAACAACCACACCAUCAACUGAUGAAGCAGUCAUUGUAGCACCAGUCAUUGUAGCUGUAGACGGUACUACCACUGUCGUUUCAACAGGUGAAGGUGAUGAAAACAAGCGUUUCAAGACUGAAGAUGAUAACUCUGCUACCACUACUAGUACUACUACCGACGUUACUACUACCGCUGCAGAUGCUACUGCUACCGCUGCUACCACUGCUACUGGAGUAGCUGGAGAAAAGAUUAAAUUGGUUGUAUUCAAUCUUCCAAAGUUCAUGUCAACUGAUAAGUUUAAAAAGUUCUUGGCAAAGAAUAACAUCACAUAUAUAACCUGUAAAAAGGUAUUUAAAGAACAAUUUGGUAUCAUUGUUGUUGAUGGACCAGAAAAAAAAGAAGAAGUAAUGACAAAAUUGAAUGGAUUAGAUUGUGAAGGAGGAAUACUUAAAGUAAUUUUAAAAGGUGAUGGAAAGAACAACAAAAAUAAUAAUAAUAAUAAUAAUAAUAAUAAUAACAAUAAUAAUAGAAAUAAUCAAAAUAAUCAAAAUAAGGAACCAGAGAAAUUAAAGGUGAUUGAAGAUGUAGUGAAUCCAUGGCAUUCGGUUGAUUACCAAGAACAAUUGGCAAGAAAGAAAAAGUAUGUGACCAAGGUGUUGGCAGAUAUUGUACCGGCUGUUAAAAAGGAUUGUGGAUACAAUAAUACGGGCAAGUUCCCCGAUUGGUUGAAAAAUGCUACCAAGAAUACUCCAUGUUGUCCACUUGAAGAGGUGGUUGCCUCGCCGGUGGUCGACGGAUACCGUAACAAGUGUUCGUACACGAUUGGGCUGUUGAGUGAUGGCACACCGUGUGUUGGGUUUGCGUUGGGCCGUACGGCUAAUGGCGUGACGGUGGUGGGCGACCCAUCUGGCUGCCGUAUCAUUUCGGCACGUUCCAACGCGAUUAGAGCACACCUCGAAACAUAUGUGCGUGCCAGUGCACUCAAGCCAUACGAGAAGACCACGCAUACUGGCUUUUGGCGUCAAUUGACGGUGCGUGACUUUACAACGGGCGAAGCUAUGGCCACCGUGCAGGUCGGUCCACAGGGUGUGGCGGCCGACGUGGUCAAGGAGACGAUCGACGGGUUGACCGCACAUUUCAAAGACCUGCCAGCCGACAGCCAAGCACACGUCACCUCGUUCCAAGUACAAUACUAUGACGGUGUGAGCAAUGCCGCGCCGGUCGACCACCCCGUGACGACUGUGUACGGACCCGACCACGUACACGAGAAGCUGUUGGGCUACGAGUUCCAAGUAUCGAGCAACGCCUUUUUCCAAGUCAACUCGGCUGCCACCGAAAAGUUGUAUAGCAAGGUGUUGGAGUGGGCCGACUGCGCCAAAGACACUGUUCUACUCGACGUGUGCUGCGGCACCGGCACGAUUGGCCAAUGCGUCUCUGGCAACGUCCGUCACAUUUACGGGCUCGAGCUCGCACCCGACGCUGUCAAAGAUGCCAUCAAGAACGCCCAACACAACAACAUUACCAACGUCGACUAUCUCGUCGGCAAGGCCGAAGACACUAUGAGCGGACUCGUCAGCCGUAUCCACAACACCUUUGGCAACACUGUCAAAGACGGCGACAUUAUCGGUAUUGUCGAUCCACCCCGUAGCGGUCUCCACCUCGACGUCAUCAAGGCACUCCGUGGGUUCGAGGCUAUGAAGCGUCUCGUCUAUGUAUCAUGUAACCAAAACUCACUCAUCCAAGAUGCCGCCAAACUCUCAAAAACCAUCACCAACAAUAUGCGUGGUACCCCCUUCCGUCCAGUCAAAGCCAUCGCUUUUGAUCUCUUCCCUCACACUGAAUUAGUUGAAGUUGUUGUAUUAUUUGAACGUGUAGAUUAUAACAACUCGAAACAACCAGAAGCAGAGACAGUAGUAGUAGAAACAACUGCUCAACCAACCGAACCAGCUCCAACUGCAGUACCAGCUAAAAUUGAAGAGCCAGUGAUUACUACAACAACAGAAUCAACUCAAGUAGUAGAACCAAAAACAUCUAUAUCAAAGUUAAAUUGGGCUGAAGAAACAGACAAAGAAGAACAAGAAAAGUUGGCAUCUCAAAACUCCCAAAAAUAA